AUGUCGAUGAUUUCGAAAUCAAAGAAAGCUUUUCUCAGUGCACCAGCACCUUUAGGUUAUGUUCCUGGUCUUGGAAGAGGUGCUACAGGCUUUACCACCCGUUCUGAUAUUGGUCCUGCCCGUGAUGCAUCUGACAUCAGUGACGAACGCCACCCUAAGCCACCUCGUAAACGAGGAGAUGAUGACGAUGAAGAAGAGGAAGAAGAUCUAAAUGAUACCAACUAUGAUGAGUUCUCUGGAUACGGUGGCAGUCUAUUCUCGAAAGGACCUUAUGAUAAAGAUGAUGAAGAAGCUGAUGCUGCCUACGAUGAAAUUGAUAAACGUAUGGAUGAUAGAAGAAGAGACAGAAGGGAAAAGAGAUUUAAAGAAGAGAUUGAAAAAUAUCGUCAAGAGAGACCAAAAAUUCAGCAGCAGUUUUCUGAUUUAAGGCGUGAAUUAGCGAGCGUAUCGGAAGAUGCUUGGAGAAGUAUCCCAGAAGUUGGUGAUAUUCGUAACAAGAAGCAGCGUAACCCCAGAACUGAAAAAUUUACUCCUGUUCCUGACUCAGUUCUUAGUAAAGGACUAAGUAAUAGUGGAUCCGUUAACACCCUCGAUCGGCGACAGCAGCAAUUAGGCGGAUUUCAAACGCCAUAUCCCGGCUCUUUGACUGGGUUUAAUACGCCUUCUUCGAGUGAGCUUGAUCUGAUAAGAAUCGGUCAGGCCAGAAGUACUUUAGUAGGUGUGAAACUUGAUCAGGUAUCUGACUCCGUAGAAGGGCAAACUGUGGUGGAUCCAAAAGGAUACUUAACAGAUUUGCAAAGUAGCACUUCCUUUGCUAACGCAGACAUUGGUGAUAUCAAGAAGGCGCGCUUACUUUUGAAUUCUGUAAUUACAACAAAUCCAAAUCACGGACCAGGAUGGAUUGCAUCUGCUAGGUUGGAAGAAGUAACUGGACGCAUGCAGAAAGCUCGUAACAUCAUUACUAAAGGCUGCGAAACAUGCCCAAAAAGUGAAGAUGUUUGGCUUGAAGCUAUUCGAUUACAGCCAAAGGAAACUAGUCUAUCGAUAGUCUCUCAAGCCAUCCGCAACAUGCCUAAUUCCGUUAAGCUGUGGAUUAAGGCGGCUGAACUUGAGGAAGAAACUAUAUCAAAGAAAAGAGUAUUCAGAAAAGCCCUGGAACAAAUUCCAAACUCUGUACGUUUAUGGAAAGAAGCAGUAGAAUUAGAGGACCCAGAAGAUGCUCGAAUUAUGCUUAGUCGAGCUGUAGAAUGUUGUCCGCAUAGUGUUGAUCUAUGGUUAGCCUUGGCAAGAUUAGAAAAUUACGACAAUGCUAGGAGGGUACUCAAUAAAGCUAGAGAAAGCAUACCUACUGAUAGACAGAUUUGGAUUACUGCCGCAAAGUUAGAAGAGGCGAAUAAUAAUAUCGCAAUGGUUGAUAAAAUUAUAGAGCGAGCUAUCGCAUCCUUGAAAGCUAACAUGGUAGAAAUUAACAGAGACCACUGGAUACUAGACGCAGAAGAAGCAGAAAGAAGCGGAAGUAUUUAUACUUGUCAAGCAAUAAUAAAAAAUGUCAUUGGAGUUGGAAUCGAAGAAGAAGACUUAAAAGAUACCUGGAUGGAAGAUGCCGAAAGUUGCAUAGCUCAUAAUGCCUACGCUUGUGCUCGUGCGAUCUAUGCUCAUUCGUUGACAGUAUUUCCGAAUAAAAAAGGCAUUUGGCUAAGAGCCGCUUAUCUAGAGAAGAACCAUGGCACUAAGGAAUCCUUGGAAGAAUUACUUCAGAAAGCUGUGGCCCACUGUCCGAAAGCUGAAGUUCUUUGGUUAAUGGGUGCAAAAUCUAAAUGGCUCUCUGGUGAUAUUCAAUCAGCCAGGCAAAUUUUGGCCUUAGCUUUCCAAGCUAAUCCUAACAGCGAAGAAAUUUGGUUAGCAGCUGUUAAACUUGAAAGUGAAAAUAAUGAAGAUGAACGUGCAAGGAUCUUGCUACAGAAAGCGAGAUCUACUGCUCCAACUGCUAGAGUCUUCAUGAAAUCUGCCAAUUUAGAGUGGUGCCUAAAAAAUCUAGAUGGGGCUCUAAUGCUACUUAAGGAAGGCAUUGAACAUUAUCCAACGUUUGCUAAGUUUUACAUGAUGACCGGCCAGAUUUAUGAACAAAUUGGUAACAUUGAUAAAGCGCGUGAAUCAUAUAGUGAUGGGGUUAAGAAAUGUCCUAAAUCUGUUUCGCUAUGGCUACUAAGUUCGGGUCUUGAAUUAACAAAAGGAGAAGUAACGAAGGCAAGAUCGAUGUUAGAACGUGGUCGAAGUAGAAACCCUAAAUGCCCCGAAUUAUGGUUGCAGGCAAUAAGAGUUGAAAAUGAGCAUGGAAACAAGCCGAUGGGUAAAUCAUUAAUGGCGAAAGCAUUGCAAGAGAACCCCGAUUCAGGUAUCCUCUGGGCAGAAGCGAUCUUCAUGGAAACUAGACCUGUCAGAAGAACGAAGAGUCUAGAUGCUAUGAAGCGCUGCGAACACGAUGCACACGUACUGGUGGCAGUAGCAAGAUUAUUUUGGAGUGAAUCAAAAGUGACUAAAGCUCGCGAAUGGUUCCAUAGAGCCGUAAAAAUUGAUCCUGAUAAUGGCGAUGCAUGGGCUUAUUUAUACAAACUUGAAUUACAGUAUGGAACAGAGGCACUCCAACAAUCAGUGUCCAAAAAAUGCGUUACUGCUGAGCCCCAUCAUGGCGAAUAUUGGUGUAAAAUUUCUAAACGAAAAGAAAAUUGGCGGAAAAAGACUGAUGAAUUGUUACCAUUGGUUGCUGCAACCUUAUUAGCGGUAGUCUAA
Trichoplax adhaerens is the source of this 2790-nucleotide messenger RNA. RefSeq lists its product as uncharacterized. Gene Ontology annotation, biological process: spliceosomal tri-snRNP complex assembly; mRNA splicing, via spliceosome. Gene Ontology annotation, cellular component: catalytic step 2 spliceosome; U4/U6 x U5 tri-snRNP complex. The transcript is spliced from 28 exons. Gene Ontology annotation, molecular function: protein binding. The coding region runs from base 1 to 2790 and encodes 929 amino acids. The record is from RefSeq and is a predicted model, not a curated record. Lineage: Eukaryota; Metazoa; Placozoa; Uniplacotomia; Trichoplacea; Trichoplacidae.